Messenger RNA from Carica papaya (papaya), 447 nucleotides. Lineage: Eukaryota; Viridiplantae; Streptophyta; Magnoliopsida; Brassicales; Caricaceae. The record is from RefSeq and is a predicted model, not a curated record.
AUGGCGGCACAGAUGAAGGCUUUCUUUGACUCCACCGGGGCAGCUAUGGAGGGAACUGAAACUCGCCGGCAAGCCCGCCGGGUUUUUGUUAGUACCCGGUACUCAGGGAGGAGGCAGGAGACGACCCGCGUAAGGUGGACAGCAAUCACACAAUUGGCACACCAUGGGAUGCUCUUUGUUCCUGUAGGGUACACCUUUGGAGCUAGCAUGUUCAAAAUGGAUUCCGUCCGAGGGGGCUCCCCCUACGGUGCUGGAGUAUAUGCUGGUGAUGGCACAAGGCAGCCGACUGAAACAGAGUUGGCACUAGCUGAACACCAGGGAAAGUACAUGGCUGCAAUAGUCAAGCGGCUGGCGCAGGUGAUGAUUCCUCUUGGCAUUUCACCGAUUGGACUGAAACCUGAAGAGUACAUCGAUGUAUUGGUUCUGGUUCUUGUCUUAGUUCUUUGA